CGGAGUUAAUGAGUAACCCGGGCGGAGGCGCAACCUUCGGCAGUCCAGUCCCAAGAAGCAGCAAAAAAAAAAACCCACUUUUAGUUUUUGGGAUACUGGAUCACCCACGAGCGGAGUUGCUAUGGCAGAGCAGAGCGCCCCGUCGUCCGGCUCCGCCUCCAAGCUGGAGCACGUCCAGGGUCAAGUGAACGAGGUGAAGGUCAUUCUCAAGGACAACAUCGACAAGGUGCUGGAGCGAGGAGACCGCCUGGACGACCUGAUCGGCAAGACCGGAGACCUGCAGGCGUCGGCCGACUCGUUCCAAAGGACCUCCACGCGGGUGGCCAGGAAGUACUGGUGGAAAAACAUCAAAAUGCUCAUCAUCAUCGGCGUGAUCGUGUCGGUCGUCCUCAUCCUCAUCAUCCUCGCCGCGACCAAAGUCAUUUAAUGUAUCUACUGAGCAGUUCUAACAAUUUUUUCUCUCGCAUUUAUUGCGUGUCACUGAUAUCCAUCUUAUGGUCCGUGUACCGGUACACUUUGGACUCACUAGUAUGACGAUAGGGACAUUAGUAAAAUGCCUUGGGUGUGCUAGUACACACUAGUGCCAUUUUGGGCCUGCUAGUACAUAAUUCAACCUUGGUGGUAAACCACAGUCGCUGCGCUAAUACGACUACUUUGCUCUGCUAGUCAGUUCCUGUCAAACAUUGAUAGCACCCAAACAAUUUUCAUAAUAGCAAAUCUAUACUCGUCGUCUUGCCUUGUUCUAUGCGUGAUGGUGUGAAGUCUGAAUUGUUUUACGACGUUUGACAAACUGUACUAGCACAUGGAGCUAAAGCUGGAUAUCAAGGAUACGGAACGCCGUAAUUCCCGGCCUACGGAGCGCACCUGGUUGCAAGCCUCGCUGAGUACAUUUGUAAAGGAAAUACCAUUUGAAACACGAGAUAUUUACAAAGAAAGACAGUACAUAGAGUUUAACGCUAGCGCUAACAGGGCCAGCUAAAAUAAAACUUACCGGUAAGUAUCACUGAGACGCGCCAGUAACACAGCAGCAACACGCUAGCACAGCGCUAACGCUAGCACUAACACCAGGCUAAAGCUAGUGCUCACGCUAGCACCGCGCGAACAUAACCGGUUAAAAUAAAACUUACCAGUAAAUAUAUGCAACAUGCUAGCACUAGUGGUAACGCUAGCACUAACACUCGCACUGUGCUAAUGCUAACAUGGCCAAUUAAAAUACAACUUACCAGUAAAUAUCACGCUAGCACAGCGCUAACAGGGCCGGUGAAAGUCACUUCCUCGGCACAUGUAUUCCAUCGGUCUCACUCA
This is a messenger RNA of Syngnathoides biaculeatus (alligator pipefish), 1305 nucleotides long. RefSeq lists its product as uncharacterized. Bases 122 to 427 code for a protein of 101 amino acids. Gene Ontology annotation, molecular function: syntaxin binding; SNAP receptor activity. Gene Ontology annotation, cellular component: plasma membrane; SNARE complex. The transcript is spliced from 3 exons. NCBI's taxonomy places the organism in Eukaryota, Metazoa, Chordata, Actinopteri, Syngnathiformes, Syngnathidae. Gene Ontology annotation, biological process: vesicle fusion; vesicle-mediated transport; SNARE complex assembly. The record is from RefSeq and is a predicted model, not a curated record.